Molecule: messenger RNA, 1356 nt
Organism: Syngnathoides biaculeatus (alligator pipefish)
Lineage: Eukaryota; Metazoa; Chordata; Actinopteri; Syngnathiformes; Syngnathidae
Gene: rnaseh2b
Product: ribonuclease H2, subunit B
Exons: 11
Coding region: 359-1291 (310 amino acids)
Biological process (GO): RNA catabolic process; ribonucleotide metabolic process
Cellular component (GO): ribonuclease H2 complex; nucleoplasm
Source: RefSeq, a predicted model, not a curated record
GUCUCACUGAGCGUGACGUCACGACGGUACAUACCACUCCACAAUACAGAGAGGGACCGCAAAGCAAUCCACCUUUUAUAGUGGGUACAUUUUGGAACUGUAAGUAAACAACAGUGUGUAAAACGGUUCAAAAUACGUAGAAAUGUCACAGGAUCUUAGUAAAUGAUCAAGAAUGGUGAAAAAAUGCUGAUAAAUCCUCAAGUGCGCCAAACUAAUCCCCACAUCCCUCCGAGCAAAUGGCGGAUGUGAGAAGAGAGGCGCCACAUCUGAACUCGUCGGAAAACAAACACGCUCGCUUGACUUGCUUCGCAAAACCGCCGACAGCCGCAAAUCAAUCGACAAGGUCCAAAGUUUCACCAUGGCCGCAAAGAAAAAGCGGACGCCCAACGUGCAGAACGACAGCUGGGUCGUCAUUGCUGCAGGUUCCGUCAUAGACGAACAGAGGAAAGACAGUGAGCCGACUUUUGUGAGACUGCGGAACCCAGCUACAGACGCCGCCUCCCUGUACAUGCUGAGCAGCGGCAGUGACGACGGCGACUUGCGGCUUUACGAGGUCAAAGCCUUCGAAGAAGACUUCCGCUCUUGGUUCGUUGGCCAAAAAGUCCAUAGAGAUGGGAGGCUUCUUUUUGUCACACCAAUGGAUCCCCUUUUUCUCAUUUUGCCCUACUUGAUCAAAUCUGGAAAAGAAGACAAGUUCCAACCGGCAGCUCAAAUGGUGAUGGAUGAAGAGUUCCCGGCAUGCAGCAGGCUGCUGAGCUGCACGCGUUCGUUGUCCUCCAUGUAUCACAUCGCUGAUGAAAAAGAGGUGGGAAGCCUCAAGUUUCACCGAUACAGUCAAGAAAAAACAAUGGCCUGGUUAAAGAAGAAGGUGGAAAAAACAGCACUCGUGCUCAGGAAGAAGAACAUCUCUGUCGGGGAGGGAGUUAAAUCCUCCACGUAUGUCCGAGCCAAGACGGAGUCGGACUCAAGCGAGGAGGACUAUCUUUCCUACGCCCACGGUCUAAUAUCGGACUACAUCAGAAAAGAUAUGAGCGGGGACCUCCGUCAACACCUGCGGUUACCAGAGAUCACAAGUCCAAAGGAGAGCGAACCACCUUUAAAGAAGCGGAAACUUUCCGACAAGCCGGUGGAGCCGGGAGAAGACUAUACAAAAUUCAACAGCGGGGACUUUGCUCGCAAACCCCCCAAGAAGAUGACGGCCGCGCAGAAGAGCCUGGCAAAGGUGGACAAGAGCGGCAUGAAGACAAUGUCGUCCUUUUUCAGCCCCAAAGUGAAAGCGGAAAAGAAGUGAUGGUUUGUCCACUUUGUGCUCGCUUGUGUACACGCCGCCUUUUUGUAAUAAAGCAAAGAAAAACA